AUGUAUAUUUGUAUAACUGCAAAUAGUUCUAUAGAAAAUCUUUAUAAAAAAUUACGUAAAAAUAAUUCAUCUAUAGAUAUUAAUACACUAUAUCAUAGAAUUAAAUUUAUCAUAAAAUUUGAAGAAGAACCUAUAGAUCCAAGAAUUGGAGAUAGAAAUAUUUUACGAAUAUAUAAAAAAGGAAAUAAGCAAGAUGUGAAUAAUAGAAUUUUUGAUAUUGAAUUUAAUAGAG
Molecule: messenger RNA, 232 nt
Organism: Scutellospora calospora
Lineage: Eukaryota; Fungi; Glomeromycota; Glomeromycetes; Diversisporales; Gigasporaceae
Source: the annotation of a GenBank genome assembly